AUGCGUCGACAAUUGGAUGGUUUUGAUAGCCCUUGCAUUUCAGAACGGGAGUAUGUAAAGCUUCAGUACGGCCGUAAAAUCGCUCAGGAUACUUGUCUCCUAGCCACUAUGAAAACUCCAGACUGGUCACACGGAUUUCCUGCAUUUAUUGGCAAACACAAUAUAGUUCCAUGCACUGUAACCACCAAUUCUGGCAAUUCCACUCUAAAAAUGUAUCCUUACUCGGUGUAUUCAUGUGCUUGUCAGUCGGAUCUCAGUCGAUGUCAUAAAUAUCGGUCGAAUUACUUGAGACAUCGUUGCCUGUCUGGUCCAACAGUUGCUAUGCUACUUCCAACAGCGGGACACGAAUCCACACGCACUACUGUCCACCCCUCAGUAUUUGAAAACUGUGGUCGCGGAGUAAUAGAUCAAUCUAUUCCGUUGUCUCAUAUAAUAAUUUCACACUCUCCAGGACCGAAGAUGACGUCUAAUUUAUCACAUCUGAAUAGAUUCGUUGGCAUCCUGGAUCGUUUGAACGCAUUUCAGUAAGAUGCGGGCUAGAUUCGCUGAUGUAAUCCUGUACUUAUUUCAGCAUAAUACAAUUCCUAAUGUUAUUUUUAUUCUAACGCAAUUGCUGGUGAUUCUAGUUCCGGUGUCGAUAUAAAUACAGUACUGUUACCAUGGUGUUUUUAUUUCUG
Messenger RNA from Schistosoma mattheei, 677 nucleotides. The record is from the annotation of a GenBank genome assembly. NCBI's taxonomy places the organism in Eukaryota, Metazoa, Platyhelminthes, Trematoda, Strigeidida, Schistosomatidae.